Messenger RNA from Anarrhichthys ocellatus (wolf-eel), 2025 nucleotides. RefSeq names its product protein phosphatase with EF-hand domain 2b (gene ppef2b). Bases 1 to 2025 code for a protein of 674 amino acids. Gene Ontology annotation, biological process: detection of stimulus involved in sensory perception; negative regulation of MAPK cascade. Lineage: Eukaryota; Metazoa; Chordata; Actinopteri; Perciformes; Anarhichadidae. The transcript is spliced from 14 exons. Gene Ontology annotation, molecular function: calcium ion binding; Hsp90 protein binding; manganese ion binding. The record is from RefSeq and is a predicted model, not a curated record.
AUGGACCACUUCACCCCAGCCAGCAGUGAAAGAAACCUAAUAUCGCACAUCUUUCGUAAAAAUGAAAUCUGUCGAGACACAGAGUGGGAGAGAUAUUUUUGCUACAAGAGCAUUGAAGUAAGCGAUAGCUACAUCGGCCCCCAUCUCAUCUUCCCCCUGACCUUCUGUGGGGUGUCAAAGCUGGUGGAGGCCUUCAAGCACAAACAACAGCUUCAUGCUCGAUAUGUUCUGCAGCUUCUUGGAGAAACUUGGAGACUUCUAAAAAUUCUUCCAAACAUCAACCACAUCUCUGCCUGCCACACCAAGCAGAUAACCAUAUGCGGAGAUUUACAUGGGCACCUUGAGGACCUGCUGUUAAUAUUUUAUAAGAAUGGUUUGCCGUCCUCCGAGAAGCCGUAUGUCUUCAAUGGAGACUUUGUGGAUCGCGGUAAAAACUCCGUUGAAAUCCUGCUCAUCCUGUUUGGGUUCCUGCUGGUCUAUCCCAAUGAUGUCCAUCUAAACAGAGGAAACCACGAGGACCACAUUGUUAACCUGAGAUAUGGUUUCACUAAAGAAGUUUUGGGAAAAUAUAGGGUGCAUGGUAAGACAAUCCUAAAGCUCCUCCAGAAGAUUUUCAGCUGGCUGCCUCUGGCCACAGUGAUUGAUAACAAGGUGCUGAUUGUGCAUGGUGGGAUCUCUGACACAACAGACCUCAACGUGAUAGCCAGAAUGGACAGACACAAAUAUGUGUCGGCUCUCAGGCCUCCUAAGGCGACCCAUCAAGCAGUCAAUGUGAGUAAGACUCAGACAAUGAACAACAGGAACAGGGAGGCCGGUGGACCAGUGGAAGGCCGGCGUCGGGUGUGUUCUCUGACUUACCACGGCUCUGCGAUGGCUCACAGGCAUGAACUCCCACGCUGUUCGCUCCACAACGCACCCGUGAGCAGUCAACUCAACUGGUCGGUGGAAGAGGAGCUGAAAAAGAGGCGCAGGCUGGCUGGGUUCGACCAGUCCUACGGAGAACCAAAGAAGUCUGACGUAGACCCGGAGUCUGGAGAAACAACAGAGACAGAUGUGGACGAGUGGAAACAAGUAGAAAUGCCCCAUAAUGCACACGUUUUCAUGUUUCCUGACUUCGCUAACUAUUUCACUGUGAUUGAUUGGGCCACCCAGAUAGUGGAUGUGUUGUGGAGUGACCCGAUGCCCCAAAAUGGCUGCAUUCCCAAUGAGGUGCGAGGCGGAGGCUGCUACUGGGGGCCAGACGUCAGUGAGGAAGUGCUGGGAAGACACAACCUCCAGCUCCUCAUCCGCUCCCAUGAGUGCAAACAGGACGGCUAUGAGUUCUGCCAUAACCGCAGGGUGCUGACUAUAUUCUCAGCGUCUAACUACUACGAGGUGGGCAGCAACAGAGGAGCCUACAUCAGAAUGGGACCCGAUCUGGUUCCCCACUUCAUUCAGUAUCAGGCCAGCAGGACAUGCAGAGAGCUCACCCUGAGACAAAGUGUCGGGUGGAUAGAGAGAUCAGCUCUGCGAGCUCUGAGGGAACAACUGUUUGUACACAAGUCCGAUCUCAUUAGUGCCUUCCAGGAGUUUGAUCCUAACAACAAAGGGAUGAUCUCUCUAAGGCACUGGGCCAGCGCCACAGAGAGAGUACUAAAUCUGGGUCUGCCCUGGAGGGUGUUGCGCCCUCAGCUUGUCAGCAGCACCCAGUGUGGCAUGGUGGACUACCAGCUGUGGAUAAGGGAGCUCUCCAUCACUGAGCCCAAACUGGAGAUCUCAGAUGACAGCAUCCUGGAGACUAUGUACAAAAACCACGCCAACCUGGAAACCAUCUUCCGAAUCAUAGACACAGAUAACUCAGGUUUGAUCUCUUUCAAGGAGUUCCGUCAGACCUGGAAACUGCUGAGCUCUCAUCUUAAGACAGAGAUCAGCGACGAGGCCAUCGCAGACUUGGCCCAGAGCAUCGACUUCAACAAGGACGGGAGCAUCGACAUCAACGAGUUCAUGGAGGCUUUCCGGCUGGUGGACAUCUCCGCACAUACCUGA